This is a messenger RNA of Lodderomyces oxycetoniae, 675 nucleotides long. RefSeq lists its product as uncharacterized. NCBI's taxonomy places the organism in Eukaryota, Fungi, Ascomycota, Pichiomycetes, Serinales, Debaryomycetaceae. The transcript has a single exon. The coding region runs from base 1 to 675 and encodes 224 amino acids. The record is from RefSeq and is a predicted model, not a curated record.
AUGAAUAGUACUGAGACUCAAACUCAAACUCAUACUCAAACUCAAACUCAAACUCAAACUGCCACUAAAUCGCCUUCAGUAUCCUCAAUAUCCUCUAUUGAGACAAAUAACUCUACAGAACAUUUGAUUGCAAGCUUAUCAAGUACACAGGUCAACAGCCAAAUUUCAGAAUCAAGUAAGAUACCACAGUCUGAGGCAAUCAAAGCAGACAUUCUCAAUAACUCUUUGUUGGAUGCAAAAGCUAGACAAGAGUCUAAAACUCCAAAGAAAAAGGCUAUAAAGUUCACUGUGCGCAAGGUGUCGCAUGAGCCAAUAAACGCUUCUACAGCAACGUCGCCCCAUAUUAGCCAUAGCCAUAGCCAUAAAGAUAAGGUUGUACUGGGUGAGCACGAGGAUAUUAGAAAAUUGCAGAGCAUCCAAUCCAAAUAUGAUCAAUAUGACGCGAGAAUAAUAAAGAUUGACAAGGAAAUCGAGUUUCUUAUUCAAUUAUUACCUCCCUACAAUGUGGAAAUCGACUAUGGCACGCGAGUCAAAAUAAACAAGGCAAUUGAGAAAUUGAGAAUGAAGAAGGAUGAAAUUGAAAAGAAAAAGUAUACUUUAGGAAUAACGAUUAGUAGACUAUGGAGAAGUUGCGAGGGAAGUGAAAUUUGGGUUAGAAAGUUUGAUAAUUGGUGA